This is a messenger RNA of Nymphaea colorata (pocket water lily), 1246 nucleotides long. Its product is annotated as probable proteasome inhibitor. Lineage: Eukaryota; Viridiplantae; Streptophyta; Magnoliopsida; Nymphaeales; Nymphaeaceae. The transcript is spliced from 9 exons. Gene Ontology annotation, biological process: proteasome-mediated ubiquitin-dependent protein catabolic process. Bases 162 to 1070 code for a protein of 302 amino acids. The record is from RefSeq and is a predicted model, not a curated record. Gene Ontology annotation, molecular function: proteasome binding; endopeptidase inhibitor activity.
ACGUCUCCGGUUUGACUAGCUAAGAUUGAACAUCCAGGGAAAGAGGGAAGGCGGCACGAGGCUCUCUUGGAUUGUUAUCUAGGUUCUGCGAGUUGGCAUCGAUCAGUCGAGAGGGGUAGAGAGGGAGGAAGAAGAGGAAGAAGAAGAGUCACUAAGGUGACAUGGCGAGCGACAAGUCGGUGAUGGCGGUUAUAAGGGCGUCCCGGCCGUCGUUCCGGAACGACCACGACAAGGUGGCGUUCCUGGUGCACGCCUCCUUCUUCUCAGCCGAUUAUGUCCUUACUGCUGCCGGGAAAUCCGCUCUCGGUGAAAUUUCUUCGCUUCUUUCCAUCGGUGAAGAGGAAGUGGGAACAGAGGGGUGGAACGAACUGGAGGACUCGUAUGGGUUCCUUUACAAGAAAACCGAUGACAAAGGCAGGAAGAAGACGGUGUUGGUCAAAUGCUUGGCGUUUGGGGACAUACUUACGGUGGACGCCGUCCCAACCGGCGAUGGGGAGCGGAAAGCGCCCCUCGAUCUUCAGAUCAAGGUUGGCGACUACGUCCGCGAUGGCUCUUCAGCAAACUAUAGUGAACUUUAUAAGAAUCUGCCCGAGUUUGUUAAGAAUAUCAAUGGUUCUAUUCUGUCGAAACUUGAGGACCAGCCAGAGGAGGGAUCUAGUUCAUCAAAAUCUAGAUUACAGAUAGGGGAAGAACAUGGUCAAGGGCAACCUGAUAUUGGGUUUGGUCGAGAGCCUGGUACAACUUCGAUAAGACCUGCUCCAGCCCCACCAAUCCCACCUCUUGGAGCUAACGAUCUUUAUCCAAGUCUUGGUGCUGGCAUGUAUCCUGCCAGGGAUACUUAUGGGAGUUAUGGAGGAAUGCUUUUAGGACCAAAUGAUCCACGCUGGAACGGGAUACAUGGAGAUCCUGAUCCUAUGUCUGGCGGAGUGCCAUUUGUGCCGCCUGGAGCACGGUUUGAUCCAUAUGGUCCUCCUGAUGUUCCCGGUUUUGAACCGAGUCGUUUUGUGAGGAACCCGCGGCGGCCUGGAAGCAAUGUACACCCGGAUCUGCAGCACUUCUCUCCGUUCUGAUGAAAGAGAGGACUUCUUGUUAUGUUCCUUUUCACGCGAGUGAUGUGGAUUAUGUUGACGAGCUUAUAGAUACAUUUCACGGAAGUUGUCGAGAGGCUUUGUGCUACAGGAUACAUAUAGAACUUAUUACUUGUAAAUACGUUUAAUAAUAAUUUGGAGUUCCAAUAUCUUGAAUA